Molecule: messenger RNA, 2276 nt
Organism: Drosophila serrata
Lineage: Eukaryota; Metazoa; Arthropoda; Insecta; Diptera; Drosophilidae
Gene: PIG-T
Product: phosphatidylinositol glycan anchor biosynthesis class T
Biological process (GO): attachment of GPI anchor to protein
Cellular component (GO): GPI-anchor transamidase complex
Source: RefSeq, a predicted model, not a curated record
GAAACUAACUAUUCGUUAUUUUCUUUACAUGAAACGAGUUGGACGGUAAAAAUGUUUUUUACAUCGCCGUCAGCUGUGAUAACAUUGAUAAACCGAUAAUAAUAUCGAUAACAACCCUCACAAGCUGUUUUCUACCUUGUUUUUCGAUUUUUAAUUAUUUCUCAAUUGGACAGUAAAAAUAUAUUAAAUCGCCUGCCAAUGAGCCAGUUUGGGAGUGCCACCGCCGGGCCACGCCUGUGCCCGUGCAGCAUUGCCCUGUUCCUGGUUGCAAUCAUUCCACUUGCUGUUGCCGGCUCAGCCAAGUCGUCGCUGGGCAGGGAUGACGAGCGCUUCUACGAGGAGCUGGUGGUGCGGCCACUGUCCGGCGACCAUGUCAACACCUACUUCCAGUUCACCACGCGUUGGCACUUUGGUCAGAAAGAUAAUCUUUACCACACCCAGUUGACGCCCCGGGUAAUUGCCGAGCUGCUGCAGCAGUUUGACGUCAAGGAGCUGCACAUUGGACUGACCCAAGGCUUGUGGCGCUACGAGACCUGGGGAUAUCCCAUUGUGGAGGCAACCAGCGGUGCUGAGAUGUGGGCUUGGUUCAGCGGCGAUCACAAUCUCACCGACAGCGAGGUGAACAGUCAGUGGAGCCAGCUGGCCAAUGUCUUUUCCGGUGUACUGUGCGCCUCCUUGAAUUUCGUGGACAAAACGAAUAGUAUAUCACCACGCCAUCUGCUCCGUCCACAGUUUAUGCCAGCCGCAAACAGGAAGAACUUUGUUCGAUACUCGGCAUUGCCUCGGGAGAUCGUUUGCACUGAGAAUCUGACGCCGUGGAAGAAGCUCCUGCCAUGCGGUAGUGCCUCUGGCUUUGCCUCGCUGCUGAAUUCCGGCCAUGUCCACAAUACCAAGUACCAUUCGCUGGGACUGAAGGUGCGUACACUGUGCGAGGAUAAUAGCGAGAAGAAUUGCAUCGUAGAGCUGACGCAGACGGCCAAUUUGGUCUACGAUCUGCGUCUCUUUGAGUUGAGCAGCAGCAACAGUGACUUCUCGCUACGACGGCUCUUCGGCAUGGGUCUCAACGGCUACUGUGAACUGGCCGAAAGCUCCAAGAUGUAUGUGCAACGGAAUGAGCAGGGCGAACGCUACCAGUUGGUGCCCCCGCCCAGCCCGGAGAACGAUGAGGUGAGGAGCACUCGUGGCGGGCAUACUGCCAUCUAUGGCGUCUAUGAUAUGCACGAACAGUUCAAGGAUCACGGCGAGCGUCUCUUCAAUGUGGCGUGGCUGUCGCCGAAGAGCGAGAAUCGACGUCGGAAUUCGGUGAAGCCCACACCGCCGCCAUUAACCGUCCAUCGCUAUCUGCUGGGCCAUGGCCAAGAGCGGGGUCGGAUAGCCACCGAGAUCACGAAUUCACAUUAUGAUGCGCUGCCUAUUCUGGUGCAGGAGGUAAUACCUUGGUAUGUUCACGGCUAUUUGCACACCCUCUCCGUUCGCCGAAAGCCGCAGCGCGUGAACGAGUACGGACGCCAGCGGAUUCCGUUCAAGCUGCUCCACUAUAAGCCUGGCAAGCAGCGAGAGCUGCCGUCGCAUCUAGAGAUCGGUUUCUUGCUGCCGGGACAGACGUCUGCUCUGAUAACCAUCGACGUGGAUUAUUUGCUGCUCAAGUGGCUUGAAUAUCCGCCGGAUGCCAAUCAUGGCCACUAUAUCGGAUCGGCGCUCGUGUCCAGCCAGCUGCCAAUGGGAAGGAACUACACUGCUUUGCCGGUCGAGGGUUAUCUCUUCCAGGAUUCGUUUAAUGCGACGCGACCCAGCUAUGUGCUCAGUAUGCAUACGGAGGCGUUAAUCGUUUCACUGCCCACACCGGACUUUAGCAUGCCGUACAAUGUCAUCUGCUUGGCCUGCACGGUGGUGGCCCUGGCCUUUGGUCCCAUUCACAGUGUGGCAACCAAGAUGAUAAUUGUGGGCAAGCCGACGACGACAACGCCAAAGAACUUUAUCAAGAAGCUGCUGAACAAAGUGUUCCGGCGUGGUCAGGCCGCGGCUGAGGAAGCAGGAGCAGCAGACGGGGAAGGAGCAGGAGAGGGAUCAGGAGAAAGGGCAGCAGGAGAUGGUCUGCUCAGGGAGCCUGGCUUACCAGGCAGCAGAAACUCGGAUGGUCAGCCGUUGCUCGAGGAUCUCGAGGAGAAUGACUAGGAGGAGACAAUGAACAUAGUCAACAGCCACUGGAGUCGUGAUAAGCUCCCACUUUGAUAUAUCUAAGAAGUUCUAAUAAAACUAUAUUGUAAAAAAGUAAA